Molecule: messenger RNA, 993 nt
Organism: Arachis stenosperma
Lineage: Eukaryota; Viridiplantae; Streptophyta; Magnoliopsida; Fabales; Fabaceae
Exons: 3
Coding region: 1-993 (330 amino acids)
Source: RefSeq, a predicted model, not a curated record
AUGAACUUUAUUAAAAAGUGUUGGGAUGAAAUUGGUGCUGAUUUCACUGCAGCGGUUCUGGGUUUCUUCCAAUCUUCCAGGUUACCAGCAGAUGCUAAUGUCACUUGGGUGGCGUUGGCCCCCAAGUUUACUGGGGUUAAGAAAAUCAAAGACCUUCAUCCAAUUAGCAUGGUGGGGUGUGUGUAUAAGUGGAUCAAACUGAAGAAGAAGCAAGCAGCAAUAAUAAAGCUAGACUUCCAGAAAGCAUAUGAUAGAGUCAAGUGGAGUUUUGUCGAUAUUGUCCUGCAAAAGAUGGGGUUUGGUCGAAGAUGGAGGGGUUGGGUUAUGGAAUGCGUCAGUACGUACUUUAUGAUGAUUGGAGAGGCUGUUAGAAAUGGUCGCAUAUCUCCUCUGUUGGUUGGAAGAGAUCAUAUCGAGUUGUCUCAUCUUCCGUUUACAGAUGAUAUUAUACUGUUCUGCCCAUCUGAGGAAGAGACCAUCAAGAAUUACAGGAGGCUACUUCAUUUCUUUGAGCUGAUGUCAGGUUUAAGCAUCAAUUUUGACAAAUCUAGCUUGAUUUCUAUUAACUGUGAAGAGCAAUUGGUACAACGGAUGUGUAGUGUGCUGGGCUGUAAAGCAGCUACUCUUCCAGUCAAAUAUCUGGGUAUUUCGCUAGAAGCAAAUCCGAGGCUGGUAAAGACUUGGAAGCCAAUAAUAGACAAAGUAGAGGAUAAACUUAGUCUUCGAAAAGCCAAGGCUCUCAAUAAGGCCGGUAAGUUGGUUUUCAUCAAAUCUGUGUUGAAUAACCUUCUGGUUUACUAUUUAAGCUUGUAUAAGAUGCCUAAAGGUGUUGCAGAGAAACUGAUCUCUUUGCAGAGAAGAUUCUUAUGGAGUAAGGAGGAUGGGAGGAACGGUUUGGCUCUGGUUAAGUGGGAAGUAGUGCAGGCUCCUAAAAAAAUUAGGCGGUUUAGGAGUUGGGGAUGCUAUGAUAUGCAAUACAGCUCUUCUGUUUAA